Messenger RNA from Pan troglodytes (chimpanzee), 1561 nucleotides. RefSeq names its product eukaryotic initiation factor 4A-III. The transcript is spliced from 13 exons. Bases 91 to 1326 code for a protein of 411 amino acids. The record is from RefSeq and is a predicted model, not a curated record. NCBI's taxonomy places the organism in Eukaryota, Metazoa, Chordata, Mammalia, Primates, Hominidae. Gene Ontology annotation, molecular function: RNA helicase activity; nucleic acid binding; ATP binding.
UUGGCAGUUCUCUUAAGGUCGGCAGCGGCAGCGGCAGCGAGGUCGGCAGCGGCAGCGAGGUCCGCUGUGCUCUUCCGCGGACUCUGAAUCAUGGCGACCACGGCCACGAUGGCGACCUCGGGCUCGGCGCGAAAGCGGCUGCUCAAAGAGGAAGACAUGACUAAAGUGGAAUUCGAGACCAGCGAGGAGGUGGAUGUGACCCCCACGUUCGACACCAUGGGCCUGCGGGAGGACCUGCUGCGGGGCAUCUACGCUUACGGUUUUGAAAAACCAUCAGCAAUCCAGCAACGAGCAAUCAAGCAGAUCAUCAAAGGGAGAGAUGUCAUCGCACAGUCUCAGUCCGGCACAGGAAAAACAGCCACCUUGAGUAUCUCAGUCCUCCAGUGUUUGGAUAUUCAGCUUCGUGAAACUCAAGCUUUGAUCUUGGCUCCCACAAGAGAGUUGGCUGUGCAGAUCCAGAAGAGGCUGCUUGCUCUCGGUGACUACAUGAAUGUCCAGUGCCAUGCCUGCAUUGGAGGCACCAAUGUUGGCGAGGACAUCAGGAAGCUGGAUUAUGGACAGCAUGUUGUCGCGGGCACUCCAGGGCGUGUUUUUGAUAUGAUUCGUCGCAGAAGGCUAAGGACACGUGCUAUCAAAAUGUUGGUUUUGGAUGAAGCUGAUGAAAUGUUGAAUAAAGGUUUCAAAGAGCAGAUUUACGAUGUAUACAGGUACCUGCCUCCAGCCACACAGGUGGUUCUCAUCAGUGCCACGCUGCCACACGAGAUUCUGGAGAUGACCAACAAGUUCAUGACCGACCCAAUCCGCAUCUUGGUGAAACGUGAUGAAUUGACUCUGGAAGGCAUCAAGCAAUUUUUCGUGGCAGUGGAGAGGGAAGAGUGGAAAUUUGACACUCUGUGUGACCUCUACGACACACUGACCAUCACUCAGGCGGUCAUCUUCUGCAACACCAAAAGAAAGGUGGACUGGCUGACGGAGAAAAUGAGGGAAGCCAACUUCACCGUAUCCUCAAUGCAUGGAGACAUGCCCCAGAAAGAGCGGGAGUCCAUCAUGAAGGAGUUCCGGUCGGGCGCCAGCCGAGUGCUUAUUUCUACAGACGUCUGGGCCAGGGGGUUGGAUGUCCCUCAGGUGUCCCUCAUCAUUAACUACGAUCUCCCCAAUAACAGAGAAUUGUCCAUACACAGAAUUGGGAGAUCAGGUCGAUAUGGCCGGAAGGGUGUGGCCAUUAACUUUGUAAAGAAUGACGACAUCCGCAUCCUCAGAGAUAUCGAGCAGUACUAUUCCACUCAGAUUGAUGAGAUGCCGAUGAACGUUGCUGAUCUUAUCUGAAGCAGCAGAUCAGUUGGAUGAGGGAGACUGUUCACCUGCUGUGUACUCCUGUUUGGAAGUAUUUGGAUCCAGAUUCUACUUGAUGGGGUUUAUAUGGACUUUCUUCUCAUAAAUGGCCUCCCGUCUCCCUUCCUUUGAAGAGGAUAUGGGGAUUCUGCUCCCUUUUCUUAUUUACAUGUAAAUAAUACAUUGUUCUAAGUCUUUUUCAUUAAACAUUUAAAACUUUUCCCAUAAA